Messenger RNA from Epinephelus moara (kelp grouper), 5188 nucleotides. RefSeq names its product lin-28 homolog B (C. elegans) (gene lin28b). The transcript has 5 exons. Lineage: Eukaryota; Metazoa; Chordata; Actinopteri; Perciformes; Serranidae. Gene Ontology annotation, molecular function: nucleic acid binding; zinc ion binding. The record is from RefSeq and is a predicted model, not a curated record. The coding region runs from base 904 to 1617 and encodes 237 amino acids.
GGACACAAGGCUGAGUGAGUGAAGAGCAGAUGUCAGAUCAGUGGGGAGGCUUUGGGGGUUGUUAAUUUAUAAUAUUACAUUCAGGUAGAAGAGCUUCUGUGUGGCUGUUUGAUGAGGGGUCAGGUGGAAUAACUUACUGGCGUGCUUUCAAGGAGAUUAUGAGGUUUUUAAAAAUGAUUUAGAGUAGUUGAAUGGUGCUUGUAAACAAGCUGGGUGGGGGAUGUGAAGUAUGGAUCUUUAUCAACAAGAGAGAAAGAGGUGGGGGAAGGCUGGGAGCGUGAUGGGGGAGGCCAAAGAAUGCCACAUGGUUUGAAGAGCCAUUAUAAAGCUGUAAGGCAGGCAGGAGAUUGGGUUGAAAUGUGCCAAUGACCUGCCUUUAGUUGAGCUGUUGGAGGAAUUAAAAUCAACUCAAGGAAGUCUUUUUUUUAUAUAUAUAUAGGAGCAGACAUGUUCAGGAGCAGUAGAUAGACAGUGGCUUUUGUGGGGAAAAAACUAGGCUCUGACACUGAACAAUGCGCCUCAUCCAUGGAUCAUUUUGGGGCAUGAUUCUCCAGAUGUGUGCCACAGGCUCCGCAGCAAACUGUCGGUGACACAUUUAAAACAAAUCUGCCCGCCCUCCCCUGCUCUCCUCGCGCCGCUGCAGCUUGUGUUACAGUGUCACUAUAAAAUAUUCAUCCAUGGAAAAUCUCUUUGAUUCCAGCCGGUCACUUGGCUUCACGCGCCAGGUUAAAGUCAGCCUAAACAUGUAACUCAAACUAGAGCGUCGGCAGACUCCAUCCAUCCAGCAGGCUCAACCUCCGCUUCUGCUCCCACAUUUGCUCUGUCAGAGGGACACCGGGUGAACCGUCUGCUCUGCCUGUGCCAUCCUAACUCAUCCACGGAGGUUUGGGGGGAAAAAGGAGGAUGUCCGCACCCUCUCCAACAGGAGGGCCGGGUAAAGGUGGCGGAGAAGACCCCGCCAAGUCCACCGAGCAGGAGGACCGGACUCGACCUCAGAUCCUGUCGGGAUCGGGCUUCUGCAAAUGGUUCAACGUCCGGAUGGGCUUUGGAUUUAUCUCAAUGACCAGCAGCGAUGGGAGCCCCGUCGACCCCCCUCUGGAUGUUUUCGUCCACCAAAGCAAACUGGUGAUGGAGGGCUUCCGCAGCUUAAAGGAGGGUGAGCAGGUGGAGUUCACCUAUAAGAAGUCCUGUAAGGGCCUGGAGUCCCUGCGGGUGACCGGACCUGGUGGGGGACCCUGCGCAGGCAGCGAGAGGAGACCCAAAGGGAAGGUCCCACUCCAGAAACGCAAACCAAAGGGAGACCGCUGUUAUAACUGUGGAGGUCUGGAUCACCAUGCCAAGGAGUGUGGCCUGCCCCCCCAGCCAAAGAAAUGCCACUACUGCCAGAGCAUCACGCACAUGGUGGCUCAGUGUCCCCACAAGGCGCUGGCGCCCGCCACAGGCUCUCAGGACCAACAUGCGUCUACCUCGGCCUUCAGCCCAGGGACCGGGCCCUACCUCUGCCCCCCCGAGGAGGAGGAGCGCUCCGGCUCGUCUCCCCUGGAGGGCUCCUCCUCCUCCCCCGAGGAGCCCCACACACACCGCGGCCCCCGGACCCAGAGGUGGAGGAAAUCCUGAAGAAAGCCCAUAGAGGUGAACCUGUCACCUGCUAACUCCCAGACCCUCAUGUCUCCCCUCAAUCAAGGAUACCUGAAGCCCCCCCUGCCCCCCCACCCUCAUCUACCUCACACCUGUGAAAAAAAUGGGAGGUCUUGAUUUCUUUACUUUUAUUUUAUUUUUUAUUUUUCUAACCAGCGCAGCUAUGGCAACGAUCAACGGGGUACGGACGUGCGUGAAUGUGUGUGACUGACUUGCAGUCAUCUUGUGCAGCUAUGGCAACCACCGCUGGAAUGGUGACUGCAGGGAAUGACUGUUUUUCUUGUUUCAAUCAGUGCAGCUCAAGAGUGAAACAACGUGGUAUGAAUCUUGUUUUUCUUUUUCCUCCUCGGACCUAAGUGUUGGCCAUUUCGAAUGCUUUUGUUUCCUUACAGAUGUUGUUGAUUUUACAGCCACAAAUGUCUGUCCUGUAGGCCUAAUCAUUCCGCAAAUCAUGUUGCAUCCUUACGGCACACACGGUAGCUCAUUUAUAAGAAGGAUUAGAAGAAGACUUUUAAAAGCUUGAGACCCUCUAAGCGAUAAUCCAGACCCGUUAGGAUUGUUAGCUCGGCUUAUGAAGAUCUGUAGGGAAACUUUACGGAUUCCAGAGGGAAUUUUUCUAAAGGCGGCGAGCUGCUAAAACACAUUCUCUAUAACCUCGAAACGCUCACAAACCUCUCCCUUACAUGAAAUAGACUGGACCAACUGAUUGUCACAGAGUGUGUGUUUGUAUGCGUGUGUCGGGCAUGCUCCGAAAGAAACUGUCAGACCGGCCUCUUCUCCGGGCGCGAGUCAACACUAUUAACGUUUCCUAUUAUUAGACAUAGACCAGCUUAGAUAAGACAUCAUGUAAUCCAGCUAGAUCCUAGUUUAGAUUCAAGGUAAUGAAUCAAUCAUUAGACUUCCAUUUUGGUUGUUGCAUAAUUAGUUGAAAAUAACAUUACAGUUUAUAAAAUCAUAGUAUAAGUCAUUAAUAUAUAUGUAAAGUCACAAGAUAUAAUUGAAAUUCUAUUAACUUUAAGUAAUGCAUAUAUAAGGAAUUAGCUCUGACAUAGGUGAAUAGCCCUGUAUAUUGCAUGGGACAUGUUGUUGUGUGAAAACUUGUAGCUCUCUCUCUAUUUAACCGUUUUCAUCCAUGACAAAUCAAACUGACUUUUUGUUUUUAAACUUUACUCCACGCCUUCUUCUUCAUUAGUUCACAUAGACCGAAUCACUGUGAUGUCGCGCAAACACUUCCGGGUGGACAACUGGUUGUCAUUUUCAGCCGUAACUGUAACGUUUAAAGAUACAGAGUCAAGCAUGUUGGUCCAACCUAUCUGACGUUUCUGCUGCGCUUAGUUUUUGUACUGUGUUGCUUUAGCGUCUUUGAUAAACCAAAUCUACUGGACACUAAUUUGCUUUUCCUAGGAUGACGAAGGCAUGACCCGCCCCACACUGGCUUUCUCUGUCUCUGAUUGGCUCACCCUGACAGUCUUACCCUAAGGGUAUGGUCACAUGUGAGUGAAUACACGCGAGCAAUGAGUGAUGUGGGUGGUACCUGAUGUGACAGACACAGAAAGUUAGCUUGCUAAGAAAUACAGCAAAAUAUGAUGUUAUUGAUACAUUUACCGGUAGUAAGGUGGUGCAGUGGUUAGUAUUGUCGCCUCACAGCAAGAGGAUUCCUGGAUUCCUGGGUUCCCCACCUUGGGUUCGAACCCUUCACCCAGGGUUGGAACCCAGGGUGGGGGGCUUGAACCCUUCACCUAGGGUUCUAUGAGGAGCCUGCAUGCUCUCCCCUUUGUCAGCGUGGGUUUUCUACAGGUACUCCGGUUUCCUCCCACAGUCCAAAGACAUGCAGGUUAAUUGGUGACUCUAAAUUGCCCAUAGAUGUGAAUGUGAGUGUGAAUGGUUGUCUGUUCUGUCUCCAAUUCACCACCAACCACUGUCAUAGUCAAUAUCAUACAGUCAGCUGGUUAGACAUGGCAACAAUCAGUGUCUCCUCCAUAUACUUCUUUGCGACCGGUUGAGGCUGCGUCUUUGACGGUCAAAGCUCAAAGUUGAACUCUACGACAUGCAAUUUGCUUUGCCACCAGAAGCAAAUACUUCAUCGCCCAUCUGCUCGCAUGAAUGUUAAUUUCGCUCAUGUGCGACUGUACCCUAACCCCAACUAGUUUCACUCCUCUUGCCGAAACCUAACAAAUCCAACCAAUGAAGCAAAGUGUACCAGCCAAACAGAAAGAGAGUAGGGCGGGUCAUGCCUCCACUAUCCUCGGAAACGCCUGCAAACCAGCAACAACGGCAUAGAAGCUAAGAAAUGUACCCCUAAAAAAAAUCAUAUCAGUUCAAGUGUACACUAUAUCUGGAAUAUUUUCACUGCUUUAUGUUACACACUAACUGACAGAGGAAGCAAUAGACCAGCAAAUCCCAUGUUCUAAAAUUUUUUUGGGGGCUUUAUUGCCUUGAAAGGGGGAGAGGGUUGGAAUCGAAGCUGCGAUGGUUGCAGCAAGGACACACCCUUUGUACAUGGGUGGCCUGCUCUACAAGGUGAGCUAGUGGGCACCCCUAAAAUAACUGUUUUUGUCAAUAGAGUUUGGUGGCUUUGAGAUAGCGGCUUCAGUUCCCCAUUGGAAAGGGUUUUCUGACGGCAAGCUACAGCAGUGAAAUAUCUUGAAUAUAGCAUACAUUUAAACUGAUAUUGAUUUGUUAAGUUGGCUAAAAACUAACCAAGUAAGGAAGCAUUUGCUCAGCGUCAAGAUUUUCUACCCGGAAGUUGUUGUGAACAAACAUCGUGAUUCAAUCUAUAGUCAGCGAUCACCUCCGACCCAGCACAAAGACUCACCUUGUUUGAUUAAAGGUGUGGACCAUUACAGUGUCAUCACAGCUGCUCUUACUUACUUAAUACCUCACCAAUUCUUCCUCUUUGGAGAAACGAAUGUCACAGAACGCCAAGCUGUUUGCUCUCCCAGCUGUGUUGCAGUAAGAUCAAACCACCUGUUCCUCUUCCAUCUGUGCCUACCAGUUGUUAGUUAGCACCAGCCAGGUAAUGCUCACUCCUCUUAAGGAUGAUGAGAGGCCGUCACUGCUGCUGCUGCUGCUGCUUCAGACUCACUGAAGAGCGCGAAAGAGAUAGAGAGGGAGAGAGAGAGGGAGAGAGAGAGAAAGAGUGCUGCUUUUGGUAUAACUUGAAUCCCAAGCAUGGCUUUAGUGGCACUUAUUUGUGACCUAACAACUCUUCUCUGACCAUAUUGAAUGUGAAAAGAGCUUAUCUGAAGUGGACUCCUCACAAAGUUCUCGUCGGGGUCGCUUUGGAGUUGUAUCUUAAUGUUCUGACAAAUCAAAUAACUUUGUAUGAUGAUAUCAAACUAGCUUGUGUGUUUUUAAAAAAGAGCUCUUAAGUAGACAACCAACUUUCUUUUGGUAUAUUUCUAUACCAAAGAGUUUGGCUUUAUUUUUUUGAAGGCAUUUAAAGUUUGCUGAAGUGCUUGCUAUCCUCGCUCUGUCACAGUAAGAGCGACUUAUUGCUGAAAGCGCAACAGUGCGGUUAUUUCUUUCUUUUUUUUUUUUUUUUUUUUUA